Solenopsis invicta (red fire ant) is the source of this 3049-nucleotide messenger RNA. RefSeq lists its product as uncharacterized. Gene Ontology annotation, biological process: detection of chemical stimulus involved in sensory perception of smell; sensory perception of smell. Lineage: Eukaryota; Metazoa; Arthropoda; Insecta; Hymenoptera; Formicidae. Gene Ontology annotation, molecular function: olfactory receptor activity; odorant binding. Gene Ontology annotation, cellular component: plasma membrane. Bases 1398 to 2579 code for a protein of 393 amino acids. The transcript has 9 exons. The record is from RefSeq and is a predicted model, not a curated record.
UAUAGAUAUAUAUAUAUAUAUUACAGUCAAUUUGAUUAAAUUAGAUAUUACACAUAAUAACUGUGUAAUAUUAAAGUAUUCUUCUUGUGAACACUAUUUAACGAGUCUACGAAAAUAGACAAUUUUAUUGCGGAUGUAAUUGUGGGCUAGGUAAUUUUUAUAGAUUUUUGCGUAUUGAACACGAAUCCAUUGUCGGAAUUUGGCUAUCGCGUUACAAUUUUGAGAAAAUGAUAUUAAAGUAGUAAAAAAACUACGAUUUUUUUUAAGGUUUUUAUGGUAUUACAGGACCUACAGUAAAAUGUUUUUCUAAAUUCCAUUUACGCCACGUGACAGUAUAAAUUUUUAACUUUAAAAUCUUUUGUUUCAUUUUGCUAAAAUCUUUCGCUUCUUAGGUAUAGUUGGAAAAAGAUGUGUUAGUUGUGCGCGUGUAUCACUAAUAUAAUUGUUCGGUACGAUGUCUCUUCAAUGAGUGCAAAUUCAAUGCAAAUAGUUAUUUCAGAUAUAUUUGUGAAUACUAAAUAUGAAAACAUUAAUAGAAUUUAGCUAUCACAUCACAAAAAAAUGGUAUCAAGCAAACAGAAUAAUUACAAUGUUCUAACGUGUUGCUUUGUUACAUAAUAUAUAUCUUGACUGUAAAUGUUCUUUAUUAUAAACGUACAUUAAUUGUUUAUUAAAAAUAAAGAAUAUAAAAUAGAGAGAUAUUUGACCGUUACUGUAACAAUACAAAUUAAGCAAGAAUGCCUUCGUAGCUAGAUUUAAAGAAUAUAAAAAUACAAACCAAUAUAAUCUCGACUAAAUUCAGAAGGAAUUCCGUAAUAAUUUAAAUAAUUAAACAAAGCAUAAAAUUAUGUAAAAAAUUUAAUGAAGCAUAAACAUUUUUUAAAAAUAUACAUAUAUUUUAUAAACAUUUUGAAAUUUUGUUACGUGUAUAUAUAUCGACGUUAUUAGUAUUUAUUAGACUCUUUAAAUAAAUAAUUUUUAUAUAAAAUUUGUUUUUUUUAAUAAAAAUUUUAUACUUUCUUUAAUCAAAUAUAGUAGAGUGUUGCCUUUGACUUCUGAUUCGUAAUGCACUAUAUAAUUUGAUGCAAGACAAGAAAGAUAUUCUAUGACGUCUCUAAAGAAACUGAGACCUUUCCCAUUGCUAAGAAAUAAAAGUUGUGACUGCGUUUGCGCAAGAACAUUAUUCAAAUUAUGUUUAAAGACUAUCAGCCUGAAUUGCAAAUUGAGGCAAUUCAGACUAAUUUUCGUUUCUAUAUAUCAUGAAAUAUAUUGCAAUGUUAAAAUAGCACAACCAUUUUUUUAUGUCUGCUCUUAUAUUGAUCGUUUAAAAUACGCAAAAUAUUAAGAGAAAUACCGACAAUGUUUAUUGCUCAGUUGUAUCGUAGUUCUUGUGUGAAAUGUAUGUAAUCGUGGAACGUUAUUACAAAGUUAAUCGAGUAGUUCUUAAGGCGCUUGGACUAUGGCCCUCUCAGCAAUCUUAUUUCACGCAAAUACUUCAAAUUCUAUAUGCUAGUAUUCUUUUGACUUUUAUUCUUGUUCAGUUGCUGGUAUUUAUUACAAGGCAAUAUAAUACGGAUCUUCUUUUUAAGAUUCUCUCUUGCGUCUGUCCUUGUCUUUUUGCUACUAUAAAAUAUUUUCUUUUUAUUAUUGAGACAAAAAAUUUCAAGAAGCUACUGGAGCAAAUUCAAGAUGAUUGGAAUUCGUUGAAGGAUAAAUUUGAAAUUAAUAUUAUAGAAGGAUAUGCUUGCAAGAUGAAAUUUUACACAACAAGUUCGGUCGCGUCGUGUUAUAUUGGCAUAUUAUUACUCGGAAUAUUACAACAUCUGCCAUUGAUCCUUGACAUUAUGUUACCAUUGAACGAAUCGCGGCCCUAUCAGCUUAUUGUGAUCACUGAAUACUUUGUCAAUCAAGAUAAAUAUAUUCACGUUAUGAUGUUACAUGAGUUUUUAGUCAUCUUUGUAGGAUCAUUUAUAAUAAUUGGCACUGGUUCGAUACUUGUAAUAUAUAUAAUACAUAUAUGUGCACUGCUUAAAAUUGCCAGCUAUCGGAUAGAAAAUGCUAUCGAGAAGAAUAUAUUAGAAAUUCCUAGUCCUACAAGAGAGUAUCUCCUCCACCGGAAGAUUGUACAUGCGAUUGUUAUACAUCGAAGAGCUAUCGAGUUUAAUGAAUUUUUAACAUCCAUUUGUCUGCUACCAUUUGCUACUUUGAUUGUAGUUGGUGUUAGUUCUUUAACUUUCAAUUUAUUUCUAUUUAUUCAUCUAAUAACAGCAAAUAAAAACAUUAUGGCAUGUGUGACCGCUACAUCAAUAAUUUUUCAUUUAAUUUAUUUAUUUGUCGCUAAUUACUGCGGACAAGCAGUAAUCAAUCAUGCAAUAAAUUGGUUCGAAGCCAUUUAUAAUGGGUUAUGGUAUGCAGCCCCAUCUUCUACGCAGAAACUAAUAUUAUUUAUAAUGCAAAGAGGAAGAAUAUACCUAACUAUAUCGUGUUACAGCGUAUUCGUUGCAUCCUUAGAAGGUUUCGCUACGCUCACGAGUACGGCAGUAUCCUACUUCACAGUGAUUUAUUCCACGCAAAAAUAAUGAGCCAACAAGAAAAUUUAAUUUCCAAUUGGUUAGAUUUUUUUAUCAAAUUAAUAUAAUUGUGUAAGGCACAUAUAGAUAGAAAAUAUACGUUGAAUACAUAAUACUUACAAUAAGUAAAUGUAUUCUCUUUUAUCCUUAACAUUUUAAACUCAACAUUAAAAUAUAACAACAUUAAAAUAUAAAUCAAUAAAAAAAAUUUAAAUAUGAUUUAGUACAGCAAGUGAAAUGAUGGUAAAUGAAAAAAAAUUUAAAUUGCUUGUUGUCAAUAUCAGUGCUAUUUAUUUUAAUCAUGAAAGUAAAUUAUUAUAAUUUUUAUUUAAUAUAGACUACAGUAACUGUUACAAUUUCUGAUCAGUAACUAUUGUUUAUAAUAUUUUUAAAUGAUAUUUUUAGAAAAUAUAUGGUAUAAUGUGUUUAUAUAUAACAUAUUUGAUAUAACACAUUUAAUAAAUAGAAAUAUAAUUCAA